Molecule: messenger RNA, 318 nt
Organism: Penicillium alfredii
Lineage: Eukaryota; Fungi; Ascomycota; Eurotiomycetes; Eurotiales; Aspergillaceae
Exons: 1
Coding region: 1-318 (105 amino acids)
Source: RefSeq, a predicted model, not a curated record
AUGGCCACGAAGAAACUCUAUGGACAUGUCUUUUGCCUUCGGGAUGACGGGACAUUUUUCCCUAAUGAGUUCCUUGAGGGCGAGUCCAACAUUCGAGACGCUGUGGUUGACCCGGCCUUCUUCAAGGAACUUGCCAGCUUUAUCAACAUAAACUGCCUAGCAAAUCUUCUCGCCUUGGAAUACCUUGUUCGUUUUGAAGAUGGGGUCAAGAGUAUGGAGCUUAUGGUUGGAGAGGAUAGUACUGUGGCGGUGGAUGAGAAGGACGUGGUUGGUUUUGGUCAGCACCGUCUCACUACUGGAUGGCAUUUUCAAGUGUAA